AUGUCACCAUCAGUACGAUAUGAGUCGGAGGACGUGGACGCCUCGCGGCUCGGCCAACCUUUGAAGAUGGAGUUCUCUGGCAAGACCGCUCCAAAUAGGUUUCUGAAGGGUGCCAUGACCGAAAGGAUCUCAUCAUGGGAUCCAAAGGACUUCGAGAAACGAGGCAUCCCAAGCAAGGAACUCAUCAAUCUCUACCGCCGGUGGGGCGAGGGUGGUCUUGGCAACAUACUUACUGGCAACAUCAUGAUUGAAUAUGAUCACCUUGAAGCUGCGGGCAACCCUAUCAUUCCUCGCGGCUCUGCCUUCAGUGGCGAACGCUUCAAAGCCUUCAAGGACAUGGCUACCGCAGGCAAGAAGGAAGGCAGCUUGAUGGUCGGUCAGGUCAGCCAUCCUGGACGUCAGGUCCAGGAUAUCAUCCAGAAGCAUCCCAUCUCUGCUUCAGACGUCCAGCUCGAGGGCAACGUUAUGGGGAUGACUUUCGCCAAGCCUCGUGCUGCUACGGAGGAAGACAUUGCGAACGUGAUUGAAGGUUUCGCUCAUUCUGCCGAGUAUAUGGAAAAGGCUGGCUUUGAUGGCAUUGAACUGCAUGGUGCUCACGGCUACCUCCUGGCUCAAUUCUUGGCGCCGUCCACCAACCAACGUACCGACAAAUACGGUGGGAGUCUCGAGAACCGCGCCCGUCUCAUCCUGGAGAUUGCCCAGGAAGUCCGCAAGCGCACCUCACCUUCAUUUGUCUUGGGUAUCAAGCUCAAUAGCGUUGAGUUCCAAGACAAGGGCUUUGACUCAGAGGAAGCCAAGCAGCUUUGCCAACUCCUCGAAGCCAACAAAUUCGAUUUCGUGGAACUGUCAGGUGGCACGUACGAAUCUUUGGCAUUCGAGCACAAGCGCGAAAGCACAAAGCACCGCGAGGCGUUCUUCCUCGAGUUCGCAGACGCUAUUGCCCCGGCCCUGACCAAGACCAAGACAUACGUCACUGGUGGCUUCAAAACUGUUGGUGCCAUGGUCAAAGCCCUUGACACCGUCGACGGAGUAGGUCUCGCUCGUCCGGUCUGCCAAGAACCACAUUUUGGGCGUGAUAUCCUCUCCAACAAGGUCAAGGGAGCCAUCAAGCAACGACCUGAUCAGAACGACUUCGGCAUCACGAAUGUGGCUGCCGGAACUCAGAUCAAGCAGAUUGGCAAGGACCAGGAGCCCAUUGAUUUGAGCAUCGAAGAAAACGAGAAGGCGUUCAUGAAGGAUAUGGGCACAUGGGCGCAAGGAUUGGCCGAGGAUAAGGACCACUCGAAGUUUGGCUAUAUCGAUCUGACCUCUGCACAACCUGUGCCUUAUGGUACGGCGAGUGCUUGA
Molecule: messenger RNA, 1347 nt
Organism: Recurvomyces mirabilis
Lineage: Eukaryota; Fungi; Ascomycota; Dothideomycetes; Mycosphaerellales; Teratosphaeriaceae
Exons: 2
Coding region: 1-1347 (448 amino acids)
Molecular function (GO): oxidoreductase activity; FMN binding
Source: RefSeq, a predicted model, not a curated record